Molecule: messenger RNA, 1161 nt
Organism: Cetraspora pellucida
Lineage: Eukaryota; Fungi; Glomeromycota; Glomeromycetes; Diversisporales; Gigasporaceae
Source: the annotation of a GenBank genome assembly
AUGAAGGAACUUAAAAAGCCUUUGUUAGAUUUAACAAGGACAAAUGAUAUUCCGUCCGACAAUCAUACAAUGCCAAAAAAUUCUAAGAAUGGAUAUCAAAUUUAUAUUCAAGAUUUUUCAAUAAAUAGGCUAAUAGAUCAGGUUUUAUUUGAAAAAAUAUUUACGAAUAUUUUUGGAUUUGGUAAUUUUGUGGAAGGUAAUGAUGGGAAUUGUUAUUUACAAAGAGGUCAAGACCCGGAACAGUUCAUUCCUGCAGGAUUUGUUAUGAUGGCAAUUUUUUGUUGGAUAAUAUUUGGAUUGAUUGCGAUCCGAAUUUAUAUGAUGUGGGAUUCUUUAAACGAAAUGAAGCAAAUAAGACAACAAUGGCAACAAAUUUUGUUUGAUGAUGGAUUAUUUUACUUAGGUUUAAUAGCAUUAUUUCAAACGAUAAAUGUAAUAUUCAUUUUAGCAUCCCAAGAUUUCUUUGAACGAUUCGUCAACGUAACUCCAGCCCUAAUUCUCACAUCAAUAUGUGCUAAACGCCUCAUAUUUGCAAAAACUAACAAAAAGAACAAUAAUCAUUCUAUGACAGCUCCUCUAAAUGUCAAAGUUAAUGAUAAUGAUUCAUUCAUAAUAAAUGACAUGUUAGAACCUCCAACAUUACCUAUUUCACAUGAUCGAAGUCGAAACAUAUCACCAACCAAUUCAAUUAAUUCAUUUUCUGGAAUCCCCAUUUCACCACCAACACCAAUAAUGAUUUCAGAUUUUGGUCCUUCAUUGACAACUUAUUUUAAUAAUAUUACUACAAUGAAUCCAGAUAAUAGUCGACCAAGUAGUAAACAGAGUAGUAAAUAUAGUAGUAAAUAUAGUAGUAACCAUAUUAGCAAUGUCAAUAAUAAUAGCAGGUUACAAGUCAUCCAACCUACCAGUCGAUCCGGAAGUUAUAGUAGUCGUGGAAGUAAAAGAUCAACACACACGAUAUUACAAUCUAUAUUUCGAAGCAAUAGAAGGGCGAUGGAUUCAGAUGACUUUUAUUAUUUUCGAUAUAGUGAAGCAAAUGGAUUUGAUGAUGAUGUAUUCUUAUUUCCUGCUAUACCACCACAAAAUCCUUCAAAGUCAAAUGUAAAAGGAAAGUUGGCUAAUGUCAAUAAACCUCUACCACCAAAACCUGGAUUUUUCUAG